Messenger RNA from Rotaria sp. Silwood1, 1062 nucleotides. NCBI's taxonomy places the organism in Eukaryota, Metazoa, Rotifera, Eurotatoria, Philodinida, Philodinidae. The record is from the annotation of a GenBank genome assembly.
AUGACAGAAAGUGCUAGUGAACAGAUGAUGCCAUUAAACAUGAGUUUAUAUGAUAUUCAUAAAGAUAAUCAAAUUAACAAAUAUUUCAAAUUUCAUAAUAAUAUUACAACGAUAAAUCGAAUGGGUCCUUAUGGUAUUAGGACAUUACAUGUUGCGAAUAUUUAUGAAUACAAUGAAGCUGUUCAAUUAUUAUUAACAAAUAGUACAGUAAAAUCAUUUGAAAAUAUUUCAUAUCAAUUAACAUCCUAUGGUGAAUCUAAAAUGGAUGAAAUAAAAAAAUUAUUUCUUAAAAAUUCGAAUUUAUUUCAUUCUCAUGAAGAAAUGCAACAUUAUGAUUAUAUUGAAUCGUCAUUAAUUAGUAAUAAUUUAAUAGAAAAACGUAAACAAUUUCGUGAACAAAUUGAUUUAAUUUUUUUCAAACAAGCUAUUCAAGAACAAAAUUAUUUAAAAUAUUUUAUUAAAGCUUAUACAUUAACAAAUAAUUUUUAUCGUGUUCUUAAUAAACAUCUAGCAUUGUAUAUAUUAGAUUAUUUUGAUACAUCAUCCUAUUCAUCUUCACCAACAAAAUAUCAUUUAAUUAAUUGUUUAGUACAUAUUGUAACCUUAUUAAUUAAUCAUCCAGAUAUACAUAAAUAUAAAUAUAAAGGUAUUGCUUAUCGUGGUUUAUUAAUGACAAGAAAUGAUUUAGAACGCUAUACUAUUGGUACUCAUAUAUUAAAUCGAUCAUUUGUGUCAACAUCAAAAAAUCCUUCAGUUGCUAAAAUGUUUGCUGAUAAUAGCGAACAAAAUAUUUUACAACAAACAUCAGAUCAUCAUGAUUUGGUACAAGUAUCUGUUUUAUUAAAAUAUACAAUUAAACAAAAUCAAACAGCUAUUGAUAUUGAACAUAUAUCAACAGUAGAAGAUGAAAAAGAAGUGUUAAUAUUGCCAUUUUCAGUAUUUCAAAUUAAAGAUAGAAUUGAUAAUAGUCCAAAACUGUGUCCACCAGUAUUAGUUGAAAUUGAAUUAGAAGAAUGCGAAGACGGUGAACAAAUAAAUACUAGAAAAGAGAGACGUAAGUAA